AUGUCAUUAUUCAAAAGACACGCCGGUCACGAUCAUGGAGCUACAAGUUCCACUGAAGCUUCUUCAACUAUGCAUAUGGCUAUGGAUAUGGCGUCAUCAACAAUGGAUAUGAUGAUGUCUGAAACAUCUGAUGCUAUGGAUUCAAUGGAUUCAACUCAUUCAAUGGAUUCUGAUAUGUCAAUGACAAUGUAUUUUCAAAAAUCAUAUAAGGAUAUUCCAGUUGUUUUUGAAAAUUUAAAAGCCAAUACUGGUGGUAAAGCUUUUGGUAUAUUCAUCUUACUUUUAUUCCUUGGUAUUGCAACUAGAGGUCUUGAAUUUCUUAAGAAUUAUCUUGAACAAAGAGUUUGGAAGAAUGAAAAUUAUAUAAAUCAUUUUGAACCUGAUACUGAAAGUGAUGAUAAAACUGAUGGAAUUAUAACACAAACUGUUAAUACUAAGAAAACUAAUAUUCCAUCAAGUUUAGUUAAAAACUUCAUAAGAUUAGUAUUAUGUUUCAUACCUGAAAUGUUAGGUUUUGCUUUAAUGUUGGCAGCUAUGUCAUUUACUCCAAUUUAUUUCUUUGCUGUAGUUGCAGGAUUAUCAAUUGGUAGAUUUGUAUUUGAAAGAUUAUCCGAUCGUUUAAAAUUAAGACCAGUAGCUAAUGGAUUUCAUUGUUGA
Yamadazyma jaroonii is the source of this 657-nucleotide messenger RNA. The record is from the annotation of a GenBank genome assembly. Lineage: Eukaryota; Fungi; Ascomycota; Pichiomycetes; Serinales; Debaryomycetaceae.